AUGUUUUUACGAAAAAUUUCUGGGAUAUUCCCAGCAGGAUUUGGAUUACGUCUUUCUCAGAAAUUCAUAUUUCUUUUAUUUUUGUCUGGAUUUAUUACACUUUGCUUUGGGACAUUAUUUCUGUUACCAGAUACAUCAAAAUUGAAAAGAAUAUUUCUGUCUGGAACACAGACUCACAGUAUUUACUAUGGUAAGAAACUAAACAAGAAAACUGUGGAUGACCAAAAGACAUUAUUACGGAAUUUACACCACGAUAAGUGGAAAUCCAAAGACAAAUAUGAGGAAGUAGUAGAUCCAUUAAGAUAUAAAAAGAAAGAAGAAAAUAUUUUAAGUGAAAAACACUUUUUGCAGAACAAAUUUGAUACAGCUGCAGGAAAAGCCAAAAAGGAGUUUUUUAUGGGUCACAAGAAUCAAUCUGAUUUUGUAUUUGAUUAUGUUGCGUUUCAAAGAACUCUUAAAUAUCCACCGUUGGGUAACAGACAUGAAGCAAAAGAUUCAGAAACCGAGGUGAAAAGGAAGAAAGUAAAAGAGUACUGCUUCAACACCAAAAGAGCAGGCCUUUCUCUUUCAAAUGAGAGGUCUUGGAUCUUUGUAGCUACUGUCACAGUAUUGUAUGUUCUUGCUUUGUAUCGCCUACAGAUGAUGCAGUUUGCUUGGUAUAAUUACAAGCAGUAUGCUUGGGGCGAAAAUGAGCUGCGUCCUCUUACUAAAGAUGGUCAUUUUGGAAGUCUUUUUGGUGGACUGAAAGGAGCUUCAAUUGUAGAUGCUUUGGAUACACUUUAUAUCAUGGAAUUGAAUGAAGAGUUUGAGGAUGCUCAAAAAUGGAUUGAGAACAGCCUUGAUUUAAAUGUGAAUGGCGAAGCUUCAUUAUUUGAAGUUAAUAUCCGUUACAUUGGAGGACUGCUUUCAGCCUACUACUUGUCUGGAAAAGAGAUUUUCAGAGAAAAAGCUAUAAACCUUGGAAUGAAACUACUGCCAGCAUUCAGCACUCCUACUGGAAUCCCACGUGGGAUUAUUAACCUUGGAAACUGGGGUUGGGCCUCAGCAGGAAGCAGCAUUUUAGCUGAAUUUGGCACCUUACACUUAGAAUUUAUACAUCUCAGUGAGAUAUCUGGAAAAUCAGUGUUUAUGGAAAAGGUGACUACGAUCCGGAAAAUUUUAAACAAAAUCGAGAAGCCUCAAGGACUUUAUCCUAAUUAUUUUAGCCCAGUCAGCGGAAACUGGGUUCAACAUCACGUAUCUCUUGGAGGACUUGGUGACAGCUUCUAUGAAUAUUUAAUUAAAUCAUGGCUGAUGUCAGCAAGGCAAGAUAAUGAAGCUAAGGGAAUGUACUAUGAAGCAUUAGAGGCAAUAGAAACACAUCUGAUCAAAAAAUCUGUAGGAGGCCUCACAUACAUUGCUGAGUGGAGAGGUGGUAUUCUGGAUCACAAGAUGGGACAUCUGACCUGCUUUGCUGCAGGAAUGUUGGCGCUUGGAGCAAAUGAUGCACAAGCAAAGAAGAAGGAGUAUUACAUGGAGUUAGCAGCAGAGAUCGCCAACACAUGCCAUGAAUCAUAUCUACGUACAGAGACAAAGCUGGGACCUGAGGUUUUCCGAUUUGACUCUGGAGCUGAAGCGACAUCAACUCGAUUAAGUGAAAGAUAUUACUUGCUACGCCCAGAAGUGGUUGAAAGUUAUUUGUACCUUUGGCGGUUAACACAUAAUCCCAAAUACAGAGAAUGGGGAUGGGAGAUUGUACAGGCACUGGAAAAGUAUUGUAAGACAGAAACUGGAUAUUCGGGAAUUAAAGAUGUUUACGUCACAAGUCCUAAGUAUGAUAAUGUCCAGCAAAGUUUUUUCAUGUCAGAAACAUUGAAAUACCUCUACCUGCUGUUUUCAGAAGAUGAUCUGCUAUCAUUAGAAGACUGGGUAUUUAAUACAGAAGCACAUCCUCUACCGAUAACUCAUCAAAGAUCUAUGUGAAGCACAAAGAAGAAGUGAAAAAAAUGUUUAGUUUCUUUUUAUCCAAAGCUGACAUUUUUAUACAAAAAAAAAUCUAUUUUGUGAGAUCAUUUCAGAUACCAGUAAUAAACAAAUGAAAGAUUAUGUAAAAAUCAUGUAAUUUGUGAAAUUUAGUAAACAAAAAAAAAAAAAAAAAAAAUGGUGGCCUUUUGCAGAAAAUUCUGCAUUUUCUUUUCUUAAAGAGAAAAACUACACAGGGGACUAUGCAUAAACCAUUCAAGUUGAAUAAAAAAUGUGCAACUUAUUUAGGGUUGCCGCCUAUUCUGGAAAAAAAAAUGGUUGCAACCCGAAGCCCAUUAUGCACAUGGAUUGUAUGUGUUAGUCUGCAUUUGCUUUCUUAUUUUGUUGUAGCAGUGAGGAAUAUGGGUUAACAGCACAUUUCGCCAGCGCUAUGUUUUUUCAUCAGCCCUAUCUUACAUACCAUAUUUAUUUUUGCUUUAAAUUCUCUAUAAAGCCAGUAAAUAAGAGCUGUGUUAGAGGGACAUAAACCAUUUUUUAACCCUUUCCUGAUGGGACUUAUUUGUAUAAACAAAUAAGUAAAAAUUGAAAUUACGUGAUCGUUCAUGCGAUCGGUAAUUUCAAUGAUGGGAUCGGGUCAGGGGGGAGUGCCUAUGAUGCUCGGCACGCCCUCCAGCCCGCAAUGCCAUUUAGCAAGCAGCUAUGGCUUCAGGACAGCCAAACAGCACUAAAGUCCAGCGCAGUUAGGACGGCAUGGAACGUCCUAAUGGCAGGAAGGGGUUAAAUUCCAAAUUAUGCAUAGUAAAUAAAAGGGAUGAUGGUCAAAACUGAAAUGUACAUUAGUUUAUUUCUAUUCUAAAUAUAACAUUUUUAUAAUAUGUAUUAGCCAAAAUGCUUGUGGUAAAACGUAGGACUUUUUCUGCAGUACAUGCCACAUGCUACACAUUUAAUCACUGUGCAAGCUAACAGCACAAGCACUUUCAUGUAACAUGUCAGCCAUGAUUAAUUUGUGUCAUGUGAGCUACUACAGCCUCUCUGAGCUGGUGUGGUGCUGGAAGGCUGAGGCAUGGAGCAAGCACAACAUAUGUGCCGCUGAAACAGUAAUAACUUUAGCUAGAAGCAUUUUUAAUUUUUUGGCUAAAAGAAAUAUGUUGAAAAAAUGAUUCUAUUUAAAAUAAAAUGAACUCAUGCCACUUUUAAUUUUGAA
Molecule: messenger RNA, 3166 nt
Organism: Bombina bombina (fire-bellied toad)
Lineage: Eukaryota; Metazoa; Chordata; Amphibia; Anura; Bombinatoridae
Gene: MAN1C1
Product: mannosidase alpha class 1C member 1
Exons: 13
Coding region: 1-1962 (653 amino acids)
Biological process (GO): carbohydrate metabolic process; N-glycan processing
Cellular component (GO): extracellular exosome; Golgi membrane; endoplasmic reticulum
Molecular function (GO): mannosyl-oligosaccharide 1,2-alpha-mannosidase activity; calcium ion binding
Source: RefSeq, a predicted model, not a curated record